AGAGAAAGCGACCGUCGUCACAUUUGACUGUUCAGCUGUCGGACCGGGACUGCCGACAUUCAGAGAGCAUUCUUUUGACUUCAAAGUCGUAGUCCAAAACCGAGACGAGAGACCCAAGAUGUCAGUCGUAAACUGGACCCGAGCGCGGGCAUUGACGGGACCGGACAAAACCUCCCGGGAACAUCGCAGCAAUCCGCGCACCCGACACCCUGACAUCAACCGCGACGUGAACCGAGGCAGCCGCGCCGUCGAGGCCUUCGAAGUCGUGCGACCGAGGAGGUUUUCGAAAGCGGAGGAUGAAGAACGCGAGGCGAGGCGUCCUCCCUGGUGUUUCCAGACGUCCUUCCGCUUCUUCUCUCCAAACUCAUCUUUGCCAUCCGGAAGCCGACGCCACGCGCUGAGGAAGGCGUGCGCGGUUCUCGAUGACACGGCGGCGCCUCGGUCGAUUUUCUCCGCGGCGUACGUCUGGUCCGCUCGGACGUGCCGAGGACGGCGAGGUCAACGAGAGGAGCAAAGAAGAAAAGGAGGGCAGGAAUCACAUCUGAUCUGACACAGACAAGUUCCGAGACCAAGAGCAAAGACCUGCGACCUUUGAAUCAAAAUGGAUUUAUUUUUGGAGGGAGGCAGCUAACUUACGGUACCAAGUGGACCGUACAACCGUGUAUGGGCCCUGGACCGUACUUUGCACACCCCUGGAAUUAACAGAGUGGAUGAAUUUUUAAUGAUCCCACGCAAAACAAUUUCCUGACACGAAUGACGUCCGCACAGGCCAAUGAUUUCAUUCGGGGGCAAUAACAAGCCUCCGGCCGCUCACAUCGAUAGCGGCAGGUUAAACAUUAAUGACGGCUUGGAAAGCUAACAAGAGCGAGACGGCGAACCUUUGGAGUUUGAUAUGAUGCCAUCGCACAUGCGUGCGCGUGCGCACACACAACGGUCAGAAUGACACGCGUCUGAGCGGAGGGAGGUGAUCUCCGAAAUUGCUCGGGUGAGUUUUUGUGUUUUCCCGAGCCCGCGCGAAAACGUCGACUUCUAUACGUUUGUUUGCGUUUGUAUGACCGUGCGGAAAUCGACGGAAUAGACGGACGGGAGCGCCUCAGUCGGCCAAACAAGCGGCCGACGUGCGUUUUCUUGAAUUAUCGUCGAGAAUUGCGAACGGGCCUUUUCCGUCCUCUGUCGAAACGUUUGACGGCCAAAUAAAGCACGUUUGAGAGGCCUCGGCGCUCGUUCGUCCGUCUUUUAUUGUUGCUGUUGUUGUUUUAAGCGCCAAGCAAUGGUGAAAACAACAACAAGCAAGCGGGUGAGCGACGCCUCCGCGACAAAGUCCGUUGAUUCGGUGAUCACGGGGGUGACGCAAAGUGUUUCAUGACCUUUGACUUCACGCAAACACACGCGCACGCACUGAAGUUUGACCUGGAGAAAUGUAACCUUUUCUUUUUUCUUUUUUUUUUUUUACAUCCCCUUCGUGCUUCUGGUCUUCCUGGUGGUCCAGUGAGCUCUGCUAAUUUCCUUGAUUUAUCCAGCUGUCAAUCAAAGCCAAUGGAAACCAAUCAGAAGGUAGGAGGGGAGGGGCUAGUGGGGGCGCAGAAGGAGGAGGGGCUGAGGGCGCUGGUGCAGAGGACGGGGUACCGCCUCCAGCAGGAGAACGGCCAGCGGCGCUACGGCGGCCCCCCGCCCGGCUGGGACGGGCCCCCCCCGGAGAGAGGAAGCGAAAUCUUUGUGGGGAAACUCCCACGAGAUCUCUUCGAGGACGAGCUCGUGCCGCUGUGCGAGAAGGUGGGACGCCAUCUUACACGGACGGGGCGGACUUGGCGGGUGGGGGCGGGCGUCACGCCGUCGCUGCGUGCUCGUCGUGUUUUUCUGUGCGUGACGGAGUCCUCGUGUUGUGUGGCCGUUUGCGUAUUUUGUGAGGGGGGGACUGUUGUGUUCUUUCUUUCGGCGGCCUCACGACCUUCGUCGACCUUCUCGCGUCAGUUCGGUCAGAUCUUCGAGGUGAGGAUGAUGAUGGACUUCAACGGCAACAACCGCGGCUACGCCUUCGUCACCUUCGCCAGCAAACAGGAAGCGCGAGCGGCCAUGAAGCAGCUCAACAACUACGAGAUCAGGAGCGGUCGCCUGCUGGGCGUGUGCGCCAGCGUGGACAACUGCCGACUGUUUGUGGGCGGCAUCCCCAAGAGCAAAAAGCGCGACGAGAUCCUGGCCGAGAUGCGCAAGGUGACCGAGGGCGCCGUCGACGUCAUCGUCUACCCCAGCGCGGCCGACAAAAGCAAAAACCGGGGGUUCGCCUUCGUCGAGUACGACAGCCACCGGGCGGCGGCCAUGGCGCGCCGGAAGCUGUUGCCAGGCCGCAUCCAGCUGUGGGGUCACGGCAUCGCGGUGGACUGGGCGGAGCCCGAGGUGGAGGUGGACGAGGACACCAUGGCGACCGUCAAGAUUCUCUACGUCAGGAACCUCAUGCUGCACACCAGCGAGGAGAACAUCCACAAGGAGUUCGACGCCGUCAAAGCAGGCGCGGUGGAGCGAGUGAAGAAGAUCCGAGACUACGCCUUCGUCCACUUCACGCGCCGCGAGGACGCCAUGGACGCCAUGAAGGCCCUCAACGGGAAGGUGUUGGACGGCUCGCCCAUCGAAGUGACGCUGGCGAAGCCGGUGGACAAGGACAGCUACGUGCGCUACACGCGAGGGACGGGAGGAAGAGGAGGGCGAGGGAGCUCGCUGCUGCUGCACGACGACUACGCGGGCCUGACCCUGGGACAGGUGUACGACCCGACGGUGGCCUACCUCGGGGCGCCGGUGUUCUACGCCCCGCAGGCGUACGCCGCCGCCCCGCCCCACUUCCGCUUCCCACCCGCCAAAGGUCUCGUCGCAGGUCGCGGCCUGUUCAGGACACCUUCUGUUCGAGAAGUUUACAUGAGUGUGCCUGUAGGGGCGGCGGGGGUACGCGGGCUGGGGGGGCGGGGCUACCUCACCUACGCGGCGGCGGGGGGCGGCGCGUGCCGCCAGGCCGGCGUGCCCAAGCGGGGCGACGACAAGCUGUACGACCUCCUGCCCGGGACGGAGCUGACGCCCGUGACGGCGGCCGGCGGCGGCCCGAAGUCCGCCGCGCUCAAGCCGGCGGCGCAGGUUCUCGAGGAGUUGUGUGAGAAAAACAGCUGGGGGGCGCCGGUGUACCAGCUGCACUCGGCCAUCGGACCCGACCAGCGCCAGCUGUUCCUCUACAAGGUCACCAUCCCCGCGCUGGCCACGCACAACCCCAACGGGCUCCCGUUCACGCCCAGCAAGCUGAGCGCCGCCGUGGACGAAGCCAGGGCGCACGCGGCUGAGCACACGCUGCGCACGCUGGGGCUGACCUCCGAGGGCGCCGGCCUGGCCCCCGACGCCGCCCUGGCCGCGGUGGCCUUCCCGGGUUACGCGUUGGCUAGCCCGGCGCAGGGGGGCGCGGCCUCCCAGGUGAAGCAGGCCGUCUCUCUGGGCCAGGAGGUGGUCACCGGGGUGGCCGCGUACGCCGCCUACGAGGCCUACCCCGCCUUCGCCGUUGCGGCGCGCCACAGCGACACGUACGGCGUGUUUUGACCAGCGCCGCUUUCUGCUUUCUUCCUUCCUUCCUUCCUUCCCUCGACGAAGCCGUUUGCACCAGGCACCCAAAUAAGAUUGCCCCCCACCCCCCCUUUUUUUUUUGGUCAUAAUCUCCAUUCCCAGGAUGCGUUUACAACAAUUUCCCUUCCGACUUUGCUCCGUGAAGAAGCUGAUGAGCUCGUGCCUCGUCUUGACCCUGACAGUAUUAAAGCUUUUAUUUUGAUAGCGCGCCACACA
Syngnathoides biaculeatus (alligator pipefish) is the source of this 3810-nucleotide messenger RNA. It is a transcript of the gene a1cf, whose product is annotated as apobec1 complementation factor. Gene Ontology annotation, molecular function: mRNA binding. The transcript is spliced from 11 exons. The record is from RefSeq and is a predicted model, not a curated record. Gene Ontology annotation, cellular component: nucleus. The coding region runs from base 1363 to 3570 and encodes 735 amino acids. Lineage: Eukaryota; Metazoa; Chordata; Actinopteri; Syngnathiformes; Syngnathidae.